AUUCCUUUGUCUCAUGCCCUUCUGCACACUUCUCACACCUAGGAACCUUCCCCCAACACACUGCUGCCACAUGCCCAUAAGCUUGACACCUGUAACAAUGUAAUGUAUUCGGGUCAAAGGCUCGUACAGGAUAACUUAUAUAUCCUAACAUCACUUUGUCGGGCAGACUCGACAUCAUCAGACAAUGUAUUCUGAUUCUCCACUCGGUGCCACUCACGACAAGCAUCACAAACACUGGGAAUCUUCCCCUUCAGUUGGACAGCUUUCACAUUUACUGCUACCCCAGUAGUCACUCCUUUCAAUGGCACGCUUUUCCUGAGAGCAUAAUAAUUCACAUCUCUUGCAUUAGUUUAACAUGGAGCACCUACUCCCUCUGACCGACAGAAACACAUAUAAUUAGCACAAGACCACUUCUGAUUACCCUCACAGAUUCCACAGCACCCAACUCUGUAAUUGACCCACCCUGAAAUCUCUGCAUUGGCCGUGCAGCAUUUACGGUGAUACGGCCUAAGCAGGGUAUUCAUACUUCUUGCACUUCACAGAGCAUUUUGAGAGGCGACCAGCCUCUGUGUGACUCCAGAGGCUCCGCGGUCGCGGUCGCACCAUCCAUACGGCACCUCCGACCAUAUUUUCGGACCAAGCAUUAUUGUCUCUAACUGGGGGGGGUGCAGUGUAGUGUUUGUCAGUAUAUGGGGUCUGUACCACACCGAAAGAUUCUUUCUCGCUGACAUGAAAGAUGAAGGGCCGUAUGAGCAUAUGUUUUCGAAAAAAACGUUUCGAAAAGCGAUGAUUAUUGACGUUUCUAAACGUUAAAACGCAGCAUGGAUUUGUAGUUUACACAGAGCCAAAUCUGGGCAAAUGCAAUGGUGGCAAAUGCUUCAUACGGAGAAGGGUUUUUGAGAUCUAGUGUACAGCCUACACUGUGUGUUAUCAGACAUCUACAAAUAGUGUUGGAAACAACAAACCAACCUGCAUGUCUAAUAAUUCCAGUAAACCUAAAUUAUUAUAUCAAAUUGCAGCUAAUUAACGACCCAUAUUCCCCAAAACGUCUUGUAUAUAAACUCUAUGAACUGGUGUAUCACAUCAUAUAUGUUUAUUGACACGUCUUCUUUUAUGUCUCCCAUUUUCCAUGUCUCGUUUCAGUAUUAGCCAAGUAUGAAAACCAGAUAAAUGUGUUUUCUGAAUUCCUUGAAGACUUGCCUGACACCGAUGAACCUGUGUGGGUUUUAGGAGAGUGUUACAAUGUUAAAACAGAAAAGACAGAACUCCUAUCAGACGUUCACUCGCGGCUAUGGUUCACCUACAGGAAGAAAUUCUCUCCCAUAGGCGGAACAGGCCCCUCUUCAGAUACAGGCUGGGGAUGCAUGCUACGGUGUGGGCAGAUGAUUCUUGCACAGGCCCUGGUAUGCUCACAGCUGGGACGAGCCUGGCGUUGGAGGGCAGAGGGAGGACAGCCAGAGGACUACCAUCGUAUCCUCCACUGUUUCCUGGAUAGGAAAGACAGCUGUUACUCCGUACACCAAAUGGCUCAGAUGGGAGUCGGUGAAGGGAAGUCUGUGGGAGAGUGGUAUGGCCCAAACACAGUUGCGCAAGUACUCAACAAACUUGCACUAUUUGAUGACUGGAAUUCUCUUGCUGUGUAUGUGUCAAUGGACAACACGGUGGUGAUCGAGGACAUCAAGAAGCAGUGUCGCCAGGCAAGCAGAGGGAGCAGAUUGCGGCCCAGACCCUGUGGCUGGGGGGAACCCUUCACCUCUGGAGAAACACCAGAGCAAGCCUGUUUGCACACGCACGGGAACAGAGCCACGAUGUGUCCACAUUCUCAAUCCCAGUCUCGUUCUGACUGGAGGCCCCUGCUGCUGAUCAUACCUCUCCGUUUGGGAAUCAACCACAUCAACCCUGUCUACAUCCAGGCCCUCAAGGAGUGUUUUAAAAUACCACAGUCCUGUGGUGUGCUGGGAGGAAAGCCCAAUCUGGCCUAUUACUUCAUCGGAUUUGUAGGAGAGGAGCUGAUCUACCUGGACCCCCACACCACCCAGUCAGCCGUGGAGUCAGAGGCUGGCAGCGGAGUGGAUGACCAGAGCUACCACUGUCUGAGGAGUCCAUGCCGCAUGAAGAUCACCAACCUGGACCCCCACACCACCCAGUCAGCCGUGGAGUCAGAGGCUGGCAGCGGAGUGGACGACCAGAGCUACCACUGUCUGAGGAGUCCACGCCACAUGAAGAUCACCAACCUGGACCCCCACACCACCCAGUCAGCCGUGGAGUCAGAGGCUGGCAGCGGAGUGGACGACCAGAGCUACCAAUGUCUGAGGAGUCCACGCCGCAUGAAGAUCACCAACCUGGACCCCUCUGUGGCCCUGGUUUUUUUUUGUAAGAGUGAGGAUGACUUUGACAGUUGGUGUAACCUGGUCCAGCAGGAGAUCCAGAUGAAGAGGAACCUGCGGAUGUUUGAGCUGGUGGAGAAUCACCCGCCCCACUGGCCCCCCUUUGUUCCUCCCACCAAACCAGAGGUUCAGACCACAGGGGCAGAGUUCAUCGAAUCGUCCGACAAGCUGUUUGAGUCUGAGGAGGAGUUUGAGAUCCUUAACGUGUGACCAGCCC
This is a messenger RNA of Oncorhynchus keta (chum salmon), 2604 nucleotides long. Its product is annotated as cysteine protease ATG4A-like. The record is from RefSeq and is a predicted model, not a curated record. The transcript is spliced from 12 exons. NCBI's taxonomy places the organism in Eukaryota, Metazoa, Chordata, Actinopteri, Salmoniformes, Salmonidae. Gene Ontology annotation, molecular function: protein-phosphatidylethanolamide deconjugating activity. Bases 1365 to 2597 code for a protein of 410 amino acids.